Phacochoerus africanus (Common warthog) is the source of this 3177-nucleotide messenger RNA. It is a transcript of the gene MAPK8IP2, whose product is annotated as mitogen-activated protein kinase 8 interacting protein 2. Bases 64 to 2553 code for a protein of 829 amino acids. Gene Ontology annotation, molecular function: protein binding. Gene Ontology annotation, cellular component: cytoplasm. The transcript has 12 exons. NCBI's taxonomy places the organism in Eukaryota, Metazoa, Chordata, Mammalia, Artiodactyla, Suidae. The record is from RefSeq and is a predicted model, not a curated record. Gene Ontology annotation, biological process: regulation of JNK cascade.
UGCGGGGCUGUGGCUCCAGGCACCCCUCCCCCGCCGCGGUCGGCAGGCCUUUCCCGGGAGAAGAUGGCGGAUCGGGCGGAGAUGUUUUCUCUUUCCACCUUUCACUCGCUGUCGCCGCCAGGCUGCAGGCCUCCUCAGGACAUAAGCCUGGAAGAAUUUGACGAUGAGGAUCUGUCCGAGAUCACCGAUGACUGUGGUCUGGGCCUCAGCUAUGACUCGGACCACUGCGAGAAGGACAGCCUUUCCCUAGGGCGUUCGGAGCAGCCGCACCCCAUCUGCUCCUUCCAGGAUGACUUUCAGGAGUUUGAGAUGAUUGAUGACAAUGAAGAGGAGGAGGAAGAGGAGGAGGAGGAGGAGGAAGAGGAGGAAGGAGAAGGGGAGGGCAUGGAGGGAGGAGGGCCCGGCUCAGAGACCGCUGCUCUGGAGCCCCUGAUCCCCUCCCCCUCCCUGGAGGAGCCCCACAAGCACCGGCCCACCACGCUCCACCUGACAACCCUGGGAGCCCAGGACUCCCUGAACAACAACGGAGGGUUCGCCCCAGCGCCUCCAGACUCCUGGCAGGAGACAGUGCUGUGCCCACCCCCCCAGGAGCCCCUCAGAGACCCGCCCGUCCCCAUCCCGCCCACGGACAUGAGCCCCUGUGGGGCACAGCCUCCUGUGCGCCCAGAUUGCGACCUGGAAGGAAACCAGCCCGCGGGCUCCCCGGCCCAAGGCGGGGCCUCGCCCUCCUCGGAUCCAGGCAUCGAGGCCGACCUGGGGAGCGGCUCCAGCACAGGCCGUGGGGGCCGGCGAAGCAGCCAGGAGCUGUCCUCGCCCGGCUCCGACUCUGAGGACGUGGCGGGCGCGCGCCUGGGCCGCAUGAUCUCGUCCAUCUCCGAGACGGAGCUGGAGCGGAGUAGCGACGACGGCAGCAGCAGCAGCGGCCGCUCCUCACACCUCACCAACUCCAUCGAGGAGGCCUCGUCACCGGCUUCCGAGCCGGAGCCGGAGCCUCCGGGCGAGCCCCCGCGCCGCCCCGCCUUCCUGCCCGUGGGGCCCGACGACACCAACAGCGAGUACGAGUCCGGGUCCGAAUCGGAGCCGGACCUCAGCGAGGACGCUGACUCGCCCUGGCUGCUCAGCAACCUCGUGAGCCGCAUGAUCUCCGAGGGCUCCUCGCCCAUCCUCUGCCCCGGCCAGUGCCUGUCUCCCGCCGCGCGCCCUGCGGGGGAGCCCGAGGCAACGGCCAGCGGAGCCCCCGGUGCGCCCGAGCCGGCCGCCGGGCCCGGCGGCGGCGGCGGCGGCGGCGACGUGGAGCUGGUGGACAUGGAGACGCUGUGUGGGCCGCCGCCCCCCGCGCCCCCGGCGCCUCGGCCCGGCGCUGCGCAGCCGGGGCCCUGCCUCUUCCUCAGCAACCCGACGCGGGACACCAUCACCCCGCUGUGGGCUGCUCCGGGCCGCGCGGCCCGCCCCGGCCGCCCCUGCUCGGCGGCCUGCUCGGAGGAGGAGGACGACGACGACGACGAGGAGGACGACGAGGAGGAGGAAGCUGAGGACAAGGCCGGCCCUCCCGGGGGCAGGGGCGCAGGCCCUGCGGCGCUGGACGCCUCGCUUGUGUACGACGCGGUCAAGUACACGCUCGUGGUGGAUGAGCACACGCAGCUGGAGCUGGUGAGCCUGCGGCGCUGCGCCGGCCUGGGCGACGACAGCGAGGAAGACAGCGGCGGCGAGGCCAGCGAGGAGGAGGCGGGCGCGGAACUCCUGGGUGGUGGACAGAGAGCCGAGGACACCUCCCCAGACAGCCCGGACCUCACCUUCUCCAAGAAGUUCCUCAAUGUCUUUGUCAACAGCACCUCUCGAUCUUCCAGCACCGAGUCUUUUGGCCUUUUUUCCUGCCUGGUCAACGGCGAGGAGAGAGAGCAAACCCAUCGGGCCGUCUUCAGGUUCAUUCCCCGCCAUCCGGACGAGCUGGAGCUGGAUGUGGAUGACCCGGUGCUCGUGGAGGCUGAGGAGGAUGACUUCUGGUUCCGAGGCUUCAACAUGCGCACAGGGGAGCGAGGUGUCUUUCCUGCCUUCUACGCCCACGCGGUGCCCGGCCCGGCCAAGGACCUGCUGGGGAGCAAGCGGGGUCCCUGCUGGGUGGAGCGCUUCGACGUCCAGUUCCUGGGCUCCGUGGAGGUACCCUGUCACCAGGGCAACGGUAUCCUCUGUGCAGCCAUGCAGAAGAUUGCCACUGCCCGGAAACUGACUGUCCACCUGCGUCCUCCUGCCUCCUGUGACCUUGAGAUUUCUCUUCGGGGGGUCAAGCUGAGUCUAAGUGGAGGACCCGAGUUCCAGCACUGCAGCCACUUCUUCCAGAUGAAGAACAUCUCGUUCUGUGGCUGCCACCCCCGCAACAGCUGUUAUUUUGGCUUCAUCACCAAACACCCUCUGCUGAGCCGCUUUGCCUGCCACGUCUUUGUCUCCCAGGAGUCCAUGAGGCCUGUGGCCCAGAGCGUGGGCCGCGCCUUCCUGGAGUACUACCAGGAGCACCUGGAGUACGCCUGCCCCACAGAGGACAUCUACCUGGAGUAGCUGCCCGCCACUCCCCUGCUCCAGGAGCAGCUGGGCUGGGAGUGUCUCAGGAGGCCCCCUCAGCUUUGGCAAGGACUGGACCGGGGGCACAUGGGACCUGACAUCCAGGGGGUCUCCGGGCUGUGCUGGGAAGCCUCCUCCUUGCUCCCCAGAGGCUGUUGAAGAGUGGAGCCUGCACCUCCGCUUCCCCCGAUCCAUUCUCUCUGUGUCACCCCGGCCGCCCUCCUCUCUCCUCCUGUCUGUCUCUGCUCCUCUGUGCCUGCAAACUCUCGUCCUCUGCUCUUUACUUUGGGGUCAGAAUUGGGAAGCUCCCACGUGACCCCCACUUGCUCUUCCCCCUGGGAUUUAUAAAGGAAUUUUAAUUUUUAUAGUGACUAUCAAGGGAUCAUCCCAUCUUCGAGCUUAGGGACAAAGAGAGCCCCCCAUACUGCCUCACUUGGAGCUCGGGGAUGCAGGGAGGGGCUCCCCAGAAGGGCCUGGGGGAGACGAGGAGUAGUUGAUGCUCACCCCAAGCCCCCAGACUGCUAGGAGGAGGGUGCCCUGCCGGGGCCCCGGCCACACCAGCAUCUGCUUUGCCGCUGCAAACACUUCCCACAGUCCAGCACCUCAAUAAACUCUCUGCUU